Molecule: messenger RNA, 1722 nt
Organism: Penicillium malachiteum
Lineage: Eukaryota; Fungi; Ascomycota; Eurotiomycetes; Eurotiales; Aspergillaceae
Exons: 7
Biological process (GO): amino acid transmembrane transport
Cellular component (GO): membrane
Molecular function (GO): amino acid transmembrane transporter activity
Source: RefSeq, a predicted model, not a curated record
AUGGCGACAACCACUUCCAUCCCAACUCAAGAAGGCCCGGGGAAAUUCGAUAUGAAGAAUGGGAAAGAUGAUAUUAUAGACAUUGAAAGAACUGCAACCUCAGGAACUGAGCAGAAUGGUGAUUCGAAAGAGAUACCCGCAGAUAAUACUGCAGGGUAUCACAGGUCCCUCACCAGACGAAAGGUCAUGAUGAUGACUUUUGGUGCUGGUAUUGGUACAGGUCUCUGGGUUGGCACUGGACAGGCAUUAUACUACGCUGGCCCUGGUGGAUUGGCUGUGACAUACACCCUUACUGCAAUGAUUGUUUACGCCCAGUAUAGCUCUAUUGGAGAGAUGAUGGCAUACAAACCAGUCCACGGAGGCUUCAUUCGAACUUGCGCAGAAUACGUAGAUCCUGCCUUCGGAUUUGCCAUUGGUGUCAACUUCUGGUUUGCUUGGGUCAUGAUUAUUCCUGCGGAAAUAACAGCAGCAGUAUCUGUUUUGAAAUACUGGCCGGCGACCGAGAGUAUACCCUUGGCAGCAUACAUUACCAUAUUUCUUGCGGUCAUAGCCCUGGCAAAUGUUUUCCAUGUUCGAGUCUAUGGAUUUAUUGAGUACUUCAUGUCAUUUUUCAAAUGUGCUGCGGUGGUCUUGAUGAUCUUCUUUUUGUUCAUCAUGACAUUGGGAGGAAUCCCGGCCACAAAUGGGCCUAUUGGAUUUCGAUUUUGGAAGAAUCCAGGUGCCUUCAACAAUGGGAUGAAAGGGAUUGCUAAAGCUUUUGUCCAAGCUGCAUUCAGUUUUGGUGGUGGUGAGCAUAUCGCCGUGAUUGCGGGUGAGAUAGCUAACCCUCGACAAACGAUCAAGAAGACCGUACGUCCAGUCUUCUGGCGCAUGUUUACCUUCUUUGUUGUCAACAUCUGGCUUGUGGGAAUGUGUGUGCCAUCAAAUGACACCGAUCUAGCUACUGCUAGUGGUACCCUUGGGAGUCCCUUUGUCAUCGCUAUCAAGACGGCCUCGGUCUACGGACUCGCAGAUGCAAUCAACGGAUUCAUUUUUCUCAGCGUGAUUAGCUGUGGAAUUACAAGUGUCUACGUUGCAAGUCGUAGCCUGACAGCUUUGGCUGAUCUGAAGCUUAUUCAUCCUUUCUUUGGAUGGAAAGACAAGCAGGGACGACCCUAUGUCUCUCUCAUUAUCAGUCUUGGUAUUGGAGGUGGUCUGUGUUAUCUCAACUGCGACAGUAUUGGCACUGUCGUGUACAAUUGGUUUUCUUCCUUGGUGGGAAUUGCGACGCUAUUCAACUGGUCUGGGUGUUAUAUUGCCCAUCUCCGAUUCAGACAAGGGCUCAAGGCGCAAGGCAAAGACCUUGGAACUCUGCCCUUUAAGGGGUUCCUCACACCAUACGCUCAAUAUUUUGCCUUAAUCAUUGUAGCAUUUGUCUUUGGUUGUGAAUUUUACUUGGCGUGCUGGCCAUUUGGGGAGAAAGGCUCCGUCAAAAGCUUCUUCUCAACCUAUCUUGCAGCACCAUUAUUUGUUUUCGACUACUGCGCAUACAAGUUUUACUUCAAAACUAAGAUUGCGAAAUCAAAAGAGAUGGAUUUCACUCCCGCUGAAUAUUUUGAUGAAGAGGAUCGCUUAAACGAGAUAGCAGCUCAAGAGCAAGAGUCAACAUACACUGAGAAGGAAACGUGGAUCAAACGAGCCCCGUUACUUGGUCUUUGGCUAGAGGGCAAAUCUUUCAAGUCA